Cuscuta campestris is the source of this 1241-nucleotide messenger RNA. NCBI's taxonomy places the organism in Eukaryota, Viridiplantae, Streptophyta, Magnoliopsida, Solanales, Convolvulaceae. The record is from the annotation of a GenBank genome assembly.
AUAAAAUGUGUGGUUUUCUCCUCUCCACUUUGAGGGAGUUUUCUGCCAAAAGGGAGGAGAGAGGAAGGAGAAAUUUUGAGUUCCCAAAAUUCUUAUUUGGUGUGUAGAAAAUUGAUAUCCCUCGGUUCGGAAAUGUUUUUCUCAUUUGACUUUUCACAUUCUCUAAUAUUGCACUUUGACCAUUAAUAUCUAUAUUUAUAUGUAGAUAUAUUUUAUAAAAAUUUGAUUUUUGAAAACUACGUUUCAUUAUGAAUAUAUUGAUAUUAAAUUUACAUCAUAAUACAAUGUAUUUUUUCCAUAAAUCAUAGUCAAAGUUUAUAAACUUUGACCAAGAAAAGUCAAAUGUGAAGAAAAUUUCCGGACGGAGGGAGUAUAAUAUUCUCUCUAAAAUAUUAUUGAUAUAUUUUCUACCAUUUAAUAUACGAGAUUAAUAUUAUCCCUAAUAUAAUCUUUAUAUUUUAAUAUACUACUUUAACACUUGCUAGCACAAGUGUUAGGGUAGACUCCGGAGAUUGUUCGUGUGUAAAAGUUUGAGGCCAGACGCUUGAACGGCUACGCUUGCUCCUUCAACAUCUUUCCCCGAUUCAACGUCGUUACCGCUAACUGGAGAAGAUGGCAUCGAAUAACACGUACAGUCAUUCCAUCAACCUGCGCUAUAUCCUCGAGAGCCAAAAACUCUAUGGGGAAAACUUUCUUGACUGGGAGAACAACCUCCGAAUCGUUCUUGACUAUGAGAGGAAACUCUACAUCCUCGAAACGGAUCCUCCCAAGACCCCUGAGGCAAAUACUUGUGCGUCCGAACUCACUUCUUUCAAGAAGUAUGAGGACGGCGCGCGAGAUGUUAAGUGUAUCAUUAUGGCCAGUAUGACCGCAGAGCUCCAAAGGCUCCACGUGGACAUGGAAGCGCGUCCUAUGAUACAAUGCUUGAGAGACCUAUACCAGGGUCAACCCAAAAACUCAGAAUUUGCAUGAAGGUAGACAUUUGGCUGAGGGAGAAGUCCAGCUUAAGGUCGGAAAUGGAACCCUUGUCAAUGCGCUGGCUGUAGGAACUUAUGUUCUAUCUCUCCCUAGUGGCUUGUUGUUGCAUUUAAACAAUUGCUUGUUUGUAUCUGCCAUUAGCAGGAGUAUCAUUUCUAUGUCCUGUCUUGACAAAGCAGGAUUUUCUAUUAACGUUAAAGACAAGUGCCUUUCGGUUUUCAGAAAUGAUAUUUACUAUGCAACUGCUAAGAUGACCAAUGGUC